Messenger RNA from Harpegnathos saltator (Jerdon's jumping ant), 7510 nucleotides. It is a transcript of the gene wake, whose product is annotated as ankyrin repeat and fibronectin type III domain containing protein wide awake. The transcript has 11 exons. Lineage: Eukaryota; Metazoa; Arthropoda; Insecta; Hymenoptera; Formicidae. Gene Ontology annotation, molecular function: protein binding. The coding region runs from base 2400 to 7028 and encodes 1542 amino acids. The record is from RefSeq and is a predicted model, not a curated record. Gene Ontology annotation, biological process: regulation of establishment of bipolar cell polarity; establishment of mitotic spindle orientation; signal transduction. Gene Ontology annotation, cellular component: spindle.
AACAAGGCCUCGCCUUUGUGCCCACGCUGCGACUUUUCUCUCGGAAAGCACGACGGGAGGCCACGGCUUGAAAAGAAGUGGCCGAAGGCAUUCGGGAACGGCGGUGAACGGUGAAGCCGAGAGACGCGACGACACGGCCUUGCGCGAGCUCGGCCUCGCGAUUUCGUUGCAUAACCACGCGAGCCGACACGGUUCUCUCCGGCCAUCCCAAUUGCCGCUAAUUCGAGUGACGAGCGAGAUUUCGCGGCUCCGCUCGACGAGACGACGCGCUCUCGUACUUUCUCGCGGAAUCUGUGGGAGAUGACAUGGGAAGCUUCCACGGCGACGAGUUCUUCGGCGGAAACUCGACCGCGAUUGCCCGGGAAUCGCCCGGGAGCGACUCGUCGUCGCUGAAGAACCGGCGAGUCGAAACAGCGCGCGGGCCGGAAAGGACGUAGAUUGCCGCUUAUCGCCAUAAGCGACAAACGCAGCAAGAUAACGUCCUGCGAAAGGAUGGGCGAAGUAACAAAAUUCUCGAGCUCAUACGAACGCUCAUACUCGCCGAAUGUUUUUCCCGAGGGAAUCCAUCGACCCGGCCGCGGCGCGGCGCGCGCGCUGACGAUCGCGCGACCUCGUCUUUUCCCCGCGAGGAAGAGGGAGGGGGGCACAGGGCACAUUGUCAGGAUGAUUAAUACAAUGGUCGUCGAGGCAGGAAAUGUCCAAUAGCCGCGGUUGUUCUUUCCGCUCUCUCCUUAUCUCGCGCUUCUUCUCCGCCGCCCGUGCUCGAGUCGCGUCCCUUCGACGACAAGUCGGCGGCACGUUGAUUGCUGCCCGUAGGACCCGCUCUCUCCCUCCAAUCGCAAACUGCAACUAUUCACUUGGUCUGGACUAUAAUUAGCCCAUUAUCGUCCCGUCGGCCAGUAAUUCCCUCGUUAACUUCUAAUGAGCUGCAAUCUGUAUUUCGAGCGGCCACUUUGCCGCCCCCCCCCCCGCCCCCUCCGGCGCCGCCGCUACCGAUCGAUUCGAGAGAGCGGGCUCUCGAGUGUUCGCGCUUUCGCGAGCAACCGCGACCCGCGCGUGAAAAGUCCCUUCUCCCGCGAUGCCGAUCGCGGCUUCGUGCCGCGAGAAAAUAGCGUCGAUGAAUUUUCUGCCGGCGAAAGCGAAACGCACCCACGACACGCAGCGUGUUUCUUCUCUUUUCUCCUCGAAUGGAAAUCUCCAGCUCCAACUCUCGCUUCCAAGCACGGAUGCUGCCGCGCGCGCGGCCGCCUCUCUCCUUCUCGCAGCCUUCUCUCUCUCUCUCUCUCUCUCUCUCCUAUGUAUGCCUCUCUCUUUUUGUCCGCUAAUUGGAGAGUUUGUGUUUCGUAUCGAUUCUCCGUAUCCGUUGAGCGCUGAUAAGGGCCGGAUCUCGGGCCGAAGCGAUUGUCGAGAGUCGUUAACACGUUCAUUUCAGCGUUCGCCAGUUUUGCAGGCUUUUGUCUUCAUCGAUCCUGCCUUCUCUUCCCCGACAAUCGCGAGUGGAAUUUCGCCGUCGAUAUCUCCCGCUUGUUUCGGAUAAUUCUCGAGGUCGGAGAGAGACCUCGCACUUUGGUCGUCGUCGUCGGGACGGGAACAAUCGUCCGUUCGCUGAGAUCGUUACGCGUCGAUAUUUCAUAUCGGCCGGGCCGCGAGCGAUCUUGUCAUUGAUCUUGGGGCGCACUUUGAGAUCAUCAAGAUCUUAACGACUAACGGACGAGGGCAAUAAAUUUGAUUGGGCUGGCAAAUUGUCGGCCGUCCCGAGGAGGAAGAGGCGACGCUCGCUCCACUUCUUCGUAAUGGCCAAUUGUCGCGCGACGGAAUCACCCGAGUGCGUGUCCCAAGUAAACAAUAGAAUCGCUCGCAGAGAGACUGCUUCGUCUGUCUCUCUUUCUCUCGUCGUCGACGCGCUCGCGCUAAUUCCCUCUCAUUGCUUUAACCCUCUUCCGCUUGCCCGUUGCCUCGCGUAAAUAUUUAGCGGUCAAGUCUCUCACCGCGAGAGAAACCGAGACGCGUGUCGACGGGAUAUUCUCUCGCCCCGACCGGGGCUCCACGAGUCACCGCGAACGAGUUUAUGAUCGCGUUAAGGAAAUCAACACUCUGGAAGUGCAACAAUAAUAUGCCCGUCGUGCAGUCCGAGGGAGAAGUCGCAUUGGGACACUCCAGCAGACGGUCGUGUCGAUUAUUUCUCUCUCUUCCAGCCAAAGAAUCGCUUUAAGGAUUUACGAGAGUCUCCGAGUUCGCAGUUUUAUUCUACCAAAGAACGAGAGAGAGCGAGAGAGAGAGAGAGAGAGAGAGAGAGAGAGGAAGAGAGAGAGGAAGAGAGAGAUGUAAACGGUGCUUUAGCAGCGUCGAUCAUUGAAAGCAAAACGAGCGAGGACUCGAGUCACGUUCGACCUCUCCAGAUGAAAUUUCGCAAAACCUCGUCAUCCAGCCCGAAGAUGGAAUUACUCUCGAGGCGUUCCUCGGGCGGCAGGAUCUCCACCUUGAAGAGGUCGAGGUCCUUCCGAGCGUCCGUGAAGCUCAUGUCCAAGAUACGCAAUCACGCCAGUCUGCGACUGGCCGUCGGCUUCGAGCUGUCGCCCAGCUCGAAGAACCCCGCGAAGAAGGAACGCAACCUGUGCGUCCUCGAGGAUUCUCGGCACGAGAAAGCCGAAAAUCCGCAAAAUUCGCGCGUCGACGGCACGAUCGACCGCAAGGACGACGACGACGAGUCGCGUCCUCGAAAGGCCUCGGUGUCGGCGAGCGACGACGCGCGAACCAUCGCGAAGGACCUGAAGAGCAAAUUGUCCCUGACCGACAGGAUAAUGGGCAGAGGUCGCAAAGACGCGGACAAGUCGUCCGUGAAGGACGAGAGCGUCAAGUCGCCAAAGGUCAUUCGCAUCUUUCGCAGGAGGCACAGUGCAGAAAGUUCGCGGGAGAGCAAGAAUCACGACGGCAAACGCGUGUCCUGCGAGCAGGACGCGGCUCAGCAGAGCCAACCAGCGUCCUACGAGAACCCCGUGUUCCUAGCGGACAGCUCGCUAGACUCCUCCGUCUCAAGUUUCCUCUUCGAGGUCGGCGAAGAGGCGCUGGAGGACCAAGAGGAGAGCAAGGAGCAGGAUCGCGAUGGUGGCCGCAACGUGCUGACCGUCAUCGUCGAUUCUCAUCGAGAGGCGAUUAAGCAGCCUCGAUUCGGCCGCAAAGCUAGCUGCGAGCACGAGGAGCAUGUCGAGGAGGACGCGGCGUUCCGUCGCAGGUGCGAGACCGAUCCGUCGCGGUGUCCCUGCAAAGCGAGGAACGGCGAGCGGCAGGAGCGGGCGAGCGCGAGCAGCGGUUACCGCAGGAUCGCCGAGUCCUUUAGCGGCUUUGACCGCUCGCGGUCGCGGCUCUCCAAGUCUCACUGUAAGACGACGCACGAGACGUACGCGGCAAAGGGUGACAAAGCCAGCUGGCUGCAGGAUCAAGGGAGGUCCCUUGACAAUGUCAAGAGAACCGCCGCCGCCUGUCCGCCCUCCAAGUCCUGUGGGAUCAGGACGGUCGAUAACAUUGCGAGCUUUUGGACGAGCGGUAGCUUUCGCAACAAAAUGGCGACCGAGUUACACUCGUUGCAAGGGAUGGAGUUCCUGGAGGGCUUCGGCAAGAGGAAACAGCAGCCCCACCAACAACAACUGAAUAACGUGUCGUCGAUACACAUCAAUCCUCUCUCGGCCCAGUCCCUCAACAUUCACCUGCAUGCUCUAUUCGCGGCUGUGGAACAUGGUCACCUGGAUAAAGCGAGAACCAUUCUGGAGUCCACCGACGUGGACGUGAAUAGCGUUAACAGCGACGGCUUGUCACCGUUGGACGUCGCCGUGCUGAGCAACAACAGGCCGUUGGCAAAAAUGCUGGUAGCGUUCGGCGCGCAGGAGGGAAACCAAUUCAAGUCCCCGGAAUCUUUGGGAAGCCACUUGGCAUCGUUGCUCUCGGAAGCGGAACACCGGGUUCAAGAACUCGGCGGCAGCACUUCCGGCAGCGGUGGGACCACUCUGCUGGAACCACCCAGUAGCCAUAGGGCCAGUUUUUCCACGCAACACAAUAACCUCACAGGAUGCGGCGGUAGCACGGAGGACAAGCAGCUUGCCCUGUGGGAGAGGAGAGCCAGAGCUCUGAGAAAAAUGCUGCUGGGUUUCGACCAAGCGAGACCGCCCGACAUGCCUUUUUUGGUCGCGGUCGAUGUUACCGGCACGACCUCGGUAACGGUGAGGUUUCAAGAGCCAGACUCGCACGAUUCUCCAAUCUGCACAAAGUUCAAGGUCCAGUGGAGCCUGCACGACGACUUCUCGGUAGUUUGCGGCGAGAGGGAGGUCUUGGACAUGAAGCAGAGGGAGUGUCGCAUUGAGGGUCUAACCCAAGGCCAGAGGUAUCACUUUCGCGCCGCCGCCGGAAAUUUGAAGGGUUACAGCAGAUUUAGGAACUCGACACCCGCGCACGUGACACCCAGUAGUUGGAGGGACAUUGACGGCAGGGUGCCGAGAUUCGCGGGACGAUUGGAGCAACUAAACACCCUGUUCACCGACAUCAGACGACCAGAGUACACGCAGGAGACGCCGGCGGUGCAAAGGCGGAAUCACAAGAAGAAGACGACGAUCAAGCAGCUGUUCACGGCGACGAGCAAGUUCCAGAAGAAUCUCAGGCGAGGGGUGUUCCUCGCCUGCCUGCUCUACCACGAGGACAAAGUCCUGGUGACCAACGAGGACUUUUUACCCGUCAUCGAGGUCGACGAGACGUACCCGAGCUGCAUCUACAAUGACUUUCAUUGGCUCAUGAAAGUCGCCUGCACCUGGGACGACGUCAAGUCCCUCCGGCAGGACAUGGAAAAGAGCCACAGCAGCUCGACCAACCACUUUAGGAUAAAGCUGCUUCAGGCUGCCGCUCAAAUGCAGGCCGCGCUGUGCACGCAGGACCUGGGACAAUUGUACCACAAGCCCAUCAGAGACAUUCAAGGUACCCUCGUGUUCUCGACGGUGAAUUACGUCAAGUCACCGAAACUGGUCUCCGUACUGAACAGCAGGUGGCUGCCGCUCAGUAAGGUCAUCAAGAAGAUCAUAACGCACGAGGAGAGCAACGUGGCCGAUAUCCUGAUGGCCAGCAUACAAGAGCAAAUGACAUAUCACCAGGUGAGCGGCAUCAAGCUGUCCAAGGGCCUGUACCUCGGCUACUUGAAGAUGCAGAGCAGCGUGGACCUCAUCCAGGUCGUCGUACCGACCAAGUCGCCAAACGUCUUACCGCACUGCAAGAUCCGCGACAAUCCGCACGUGUCCGCGGAGGAGUGGGACUACCUGAAGAGGGUGACGCGCAUUUGCCAGUCCGAGUCUUUUGUGAAAGAGUCGGAAGAGAAGGAGAACGUAACAAACGAAUCUCAAGGCACGGAGCAGCAGAAGCUGUUUGUUGACCUGGUCGCCGCGACCGCGCGGCGACUGUUCAACUACAUGGAAAUCAACCUGGAAGACUCGCUGGUGCAUCGGCUGUACGACGCUGAGGUGAUCGAUCUGACGCACGACGUGUCCUUCCUAAUCGCCGUGCCGCCGGCCGAGACCGCCUGCUGCGUGCCCGGCACGCGGGAGAUCCUGCUGCAACGCGGGGACCUCCUGUCCUUGCCGAUUCAGGUGUUUGAGAUGGUGCACCUGAACACCUACCAGAAAGACGUGAUCAACCGUUACUCGCGACUCAGCUGCAUUCUCGAGCUCGACACGGCGCAGGCCCAGCACAAUCACAGAGAGGCCUUCAGCUCGUUGGAACUGAGCGUCGCCAAGGACAAGCUUGCCAGGCUGCAGGAUCUCCAGUCGCAGGUCAACACGGUAUGGAAAGGUGCCAGGUGGCUGAUUGACGUGAUCACCUUUGCGAGAGAUCGCGGCUCUUCCCAGCAAAACGCCACAUCGCAGGCGAUCGGCAUCUGCAUGAAGUACUUGCUCAGCCUCGACAGGAACAAAAACAACUGCAGUAGCAGCAGCAGCAACAACAACAGCCUGAAACGGAGUCUGCUGCAACUACCACCUAGAGAUCCCAAGCUCGUCAAGUCGAGCCCCGGCCGAGGCAGUUGGCCGGGGCCCAACUUGUCCAACUCGUCGUCCAAUCUGCUGACAACGGAAUUCAGCAAGAGCGAGCAGCAGCUGCCCAGCGGCCAAUACGUGCGCAAAGGCAGCAAUACGUCCAACAUGUCGACCAGUUCAGAGCCGCAAAAGUCGUGCGCGCCCAUGAGCAGCAGCAGUAACCUCACGACCACCGGCAGCGCGAAUCACCUGAUACCGCUGCAAAACACACGGCUACCACCCUCCAAAUCCGAGGACACGCUGAUCCUCACAAAGUACAAACACAGCCCGCGAAAUCGAUCCGCCACCAUCACCUCGGCCUCAGCCAGCACUAGCCCGUUGCUGAGCAUCAAGCCCAUCAUCUACGGCGGCUCGUUGCUGAGCGUCUCCACGGCGAUGACCAACACCACGAGCCUGAUCAGCGUCAGCAACACAAACUCGGACAGUCUGCACUCGCUGAGCAGCGACGAGUACACCACGCCGAACUCCAGCGUCUGCGUACUCAAGUCCGGUCACACGGUCAAGGUGAAGACGUCCAAGCCGACAGUGAGCGUCGCGGCGAUGGCCACCGCGUCGCAGGACGCGCAGCUGGACGAGGAGAAGGAAGAGGCGACGAUGAUGCCGGCGCCUUUGCCGGGCAUUCUCCAGGUUUAUGCGGCCUACGAGACUGGUUUAGCGGCCGGCACCAGCCUGAAAUUGCACGUAACACCAAGGACCACUGCACGAGAAGUUGUGGAUCUCGUCGUCAAACAGUUGAAUAUGGCGGUGGUGCUGAAGGGUCAAGAGGGGCCUAUCUACACGGCCGACGAGCUACCAAACUUUUGUUUAGUUGCCGUAAUUGGUGCGCGCGAACGUUGCUUAAGGGACGACUUUAAACCCCUUCAACUGCAGAAUCCGUGGAAGAAGGGGCGAUUAUACGUUAGGCAAAAGCAGGAUGUUCUCGCAGCCCUCGAGCACAGUAGUAAGCACACUGCGUACUUAUAGCACAAGUAAAGCGGUGUCUGUGUGAAUAAUAUAAUCUACAUUAUCUCUUUCUCUCUCUCUCUCUCUCUCUCUCUUUCUCUUUCUCUUUCAUUAUUGUAAAUGAAACCUCAGCAAGUCUAUACGCGUAAACGUCACCGAUAUAUCCUUUGCGCAAUCUGCGAUCUGGUCGGUCAUUUUCAACGGUGCUACCGAGGAAGAGAAAUAUUUCGCUCGAUGGAAAGAGUUUAUUCUAGAAAAAAGAAAGAUGGUUGUAUAAGUCGUGACUUGUACAACUGUGAAUCAAGUGUAUAUUCACGAAAUUAUUUGACGAGGAAAAAGGGGAAAAAUAAUCAUUGAAUAAGCGAUAUUAGCCGCGUAAGAUUUAACGAGCUUCGUAAAAAAAAGAUUGAUCGCUUGUUAAAAUAGACGUUCCGUAUUUUACACUUUAACUAAAUUUGUUGUCUCCCCAUCUCUCUCUCUCUCUCUCUCUCUCUCUCUCUCUC